Messenger RNA from Plasmodium knowlesi strain H, 339 nucleotides. Its product is annotated as protein phosphatase inhibitor 3, putative. Gene Ontology annotation, cellular component: nucleus. The coding region runs from base 1 to 339 and encodes 112 amino acids. Lineage: Eukaryota; Apicomplexa; Aconoidasida; Haemosporida; Plasmodiidae. The record is from RefSeq and is a predicted model, not a curated record. The transcript has 4 exons. Gene Ontology annotation, molecular function: protein serine/threonine phosphatase inhibitor activity; protein phosphatase 1 binding.
AUGUCUCAUAUGCAUUCGUCCUCAAGUACAACGACCACCACCUACGUGCAAGAAGCGAACGAGAGGAACGAACAGAAUGGAAACCAAAACACAAUUGUGCGAAUUUUAAAGCUGACUCCCCAAAAAAUGGUCAGGUGGGAUGAAAACACUGUUGAUAAUGAGAACGCGCAGAAGAAGUCGUCCAAGGUCUGCUGCAUAUAUCACAAGCCCAAGGGCUUUGGGGAAAGCUCGGACUCUGAAUCGGAUUCGUCAGAGGAUGAAGGUGAAUGCAAAGGCUGUUCCAAGAAAGAUGAACCCAAAGAACAGAACAGGAAAGAAGAAAGCCAAAUUAAGAAAUAG